AUGAGCGCACCCAAGGUUGAAUUUGGUACCAUAUUCACCGGUAGCCCCAGCGGCAAGAUUGUCGCUGCCAAGGGCGCGAGCCGCGAGCUCCGUCCGGACCAGGUCGUUAUCGACAUUGCCUACUCGGGCCUGUGCGGCUCGGACUUGCACUUCCGCAAGGCCAAAAUUGCCCUUGGCCACGAAGGCGUUGGUGUUAUCUCGCAGGUCGGCAGCGAUGUCAAGGUGCUCAAGGCCGGCGACCGCGUCGGCUGGGGCCUGAACCACAACUCGUGCGGCUACUGCAACCAAUGCUGGUCCGGUGAUGACAUCCUGUGCCCUGAGCGCCAGAUGUACUCCAGCGCAGACCUCGACUUUGGCAGCUUUGGCGACCGCGCGGUGCUCAAUGCGCUGUUUGUUCACAAGAUCCCCGACAACAUACCCCUUCGCCUCGCUGGCCCCCUGCAGUGUGGUGGUGCGACCGUGUUCGGUGCGAUUGUGAACUCGGCCGUCCGACCCCGCGAUCGUGUGGGUGUGCUGGGUCUCGGUGGCCUUGGCCACCUUGCUGUGCAGUACCUUGCCAAGAUGGGUUGCGAUGUGGUCGUGUUCAGCGGCACCGACAACAAGAAGCAGCAGGCCUUUGAGCUCGGCGCUACCGACUUUGUUGCCACCAAAGGAAACCCUAAGUUUGAGGGUGUGAAGCCGAUCGACCACCUCCUUGUCUCUACGAACCAGCAGCCCGACUGGAAUACCUACUUUUCGAUCCUCGCUCCCAACGGCUCGAUUGUUCCGCUGUCCGUGUCGUUCGAGGAGAUGAAGCACCCCUAUGCGGACAUUCUCAUGAAGCAGCUCAAGAUCACCGGUAGCCUCGUGGCCAACCGCCAGGUGCACCGCGAGAUGCUCGAGUUCACCGCGCGUCACGGCAUCAAGCCGAUGGUUGAGGAGCUCCCGAUGACCGAGGAAGGCCUCAACACUGCCUUUGACCGCCUUGAGAAGGGUGAUGUGCGCUACCGCUUCGUCCUCAAGUCGCAGACGACCAACGCCGAGUAA
Malassezia japonica is the source of this 1026-nucleotide messenger RNA. RefSeq names its product alcohol dehydrogenase (NADP(+)). NCBI's taxonomy places the organism in Eukaryota, Fungi, Basidiomycota, Malasseziomycetes, Malasseziales, Malasseziaceae. The transcript has a single exon. Bases 1 to 1026 code for a protein of 341 amino acids. The record is from RefSeq and is a predicted model, not a curated record. Gene Ontology annotation, biological process: alcohol metabolic process. Gene Ontology annotation, molecular function: alcohol dehydrogenase (NADP+) activity; zinc ion binding.